UCCGAGUGUAAAAUGUCGCGCAGUAUCGCGGCAAUGCUGGCGACUUCUAUGGACGAAGAAGUGAUUGAAGAACCAAGUUGUCCGGUGGUUGCUCGUCCACUGGUAUCAACUCUCACACCCGAGCCCAGUGCAAAUGUUGAGCCCACACCGGACACUCGUCGGUAUCCGGUGCGAACCAAAGUGCCGACGAUGCGGUUCACGCCACCACCCCGGGCGACCACCAGACCCGUCCUCACGCGGGAAGAGCGCAUGAUGUGGAUGGUCGCCAUGCACCAGUCCAUCUUGGAGCUACGCGACUGCCAAGCGUCCAGUCUUGACUCCCCCGCUAAUACUUCUACACGCCACCACCACGCCCCUAGUUCGGCUGCAUGA
Molecule: messenger RNA, 372 nt
Organism: Aphanomyces astaci
Lineage: Eukaryota; Oomycota; Saprolegniomycetes; Saprolegniales; Verrucalvaceae
Exons: 1
Coding region: 13-372 (119 amino acids)
Source: RefSeq, a predicted model, not a curated record